Messenger RNA from Caenorhabditis bovis, 2085 nucleotides. NCBI's taxonomy places the organism in Eukaryota, Metazoa, Nematoda, Chromadorea, Rhabditida, Rhabditidae. The record is from the annotation of a GenBank genome assembly.
AUGAUCCCUCAGGUAAUCAUCACCAUGAGCGAGCGAAAAGAGCGCGAACGUCCGUUGCUGCCCGAUCCGGAUGAUCCAGACUACAUCAAGGACCUUCAGCGGCCGGCGGUCAUCAAGGAGGAUUUGUGCGAGAUGGAAAGACGAAAACGCGUGCAGGAAAUACUUGAAUCAAAAUCAUUUUGUCAAGAGCUUGAAGAUGUUAUCCGGCAGGAGUGCGAUUCUUCUCUGUCGGAUCCGGACCAUCUCAUCACGCUUCAACGUCUCGCCGAAUUGACGAUCAAUCCGAAAAUGUUUUCCAUCACCAAUCUUCAUGCCUAUGGUCGAAUUGCUGGAAACCCGAUUCCCAUUGCGGACUUGCGCGGAAACGAAGGCUAUUCCAAACUCGAGAAAAUGGAACGCAACAAGUUGGCCUGCUUGUUUCGCUUGGCUGACUUGUUCCAUUGGGCUCAAGGGAUUUACAACAUGAUAACUUACCGAAUUGAAGACCAACAUGACGAUUAUCUGGCGAAUCCUUAUGGGCUCUUGUACCAUGAAAUAACAUCAAGCUCGCUUGUCAAGAUGGAUGUCGAAGGGGUGAUUUUGGACUAUGGCUCUUCAAAGACCGGAAUCAACAAGCCAUUGUUUCUUCUUCAUUCGGCGAUCUAUAAGGCGCGCAAAGACGCGAAAUGCAUCAUUCAUAUGCAUUCGCCGGUGGUUUCGGCUGUCGCCAGCAUGAAAUGCGGACUGUUGCCAUUGUGCCAGGAGGCGAUGAUCAUCGGACCUGUUUCGUACCACAACUAUCACAUCAAUAUUGCGGUUAUCCAAAACCAAGGAUUUGUUGUGAUCGGCGAAACGAUUGAGCACGCGAUGUUUCUUGCUCAGAAUACUGCGGCGGCUUGCGAGAUUCAGGUGCGUGCUUCACGCGCUGGAAUCGAAAAUCUCGUGAUUCCGUCCGAUGAAGAAGUCGCAAAAGUCUACGAGGAAUCCAUUUUUUACCCGAGAAAUGCUAAGAAAACUGGAGAGUACGGUACUGAGUGGAAUCUCGGCGAGCUUGAGUGGGAGUCGUGGAUGAGCGUUCUCGAUUACGCCAACUUCAAAACCGGCCAUAUCUACAAGCAGCCAUUUUUGCGCCUAAAAUCGGCUGAGCCGUCGACGUCGACACCGAAGAGCAAUAGCGAUGUUGCGGUUCCGCCGAGCGCCUCGGCUUUCGGAAAGGUCGAUGAAUCAUGCCUUCAAAAGUUGACGGCUCAUAAGAUGGCGUUGCUUCGAAAAGAGCAGGAGCGAGCUCGUUGGCUUAACAGCCCAAACACAUAUCAAAAGGUUGAAGUUGUUGAAUACGGUUCUGAUCGUCCGAAGAAGGUUACCAAAUGGGUUUCGGAUGGAUCCUCUACAAGCGCCGGCGGAACACCAAUUAAGAUUAGUGGGGCUCAUCAAUUCAGUCCAGCUUCGUCGAACCCAAAAGAGUUCAAGGAAAAGAGAAACACGAUCAAGGAGAAUAGUCGCUUGGGAACCACUAGCGCUGGGCCAAAGAGCCAAAUUCUUGACGCGGUCAAUGAAGACAUAUCUCUCGUUUUGAAGACGGACUCUGGUGAUCAAAUUGGUCCAUCAUCGGUCAGCGAUCGCGCCGUUUUCAUCGGCACUGGAAGCAAGGGUAUCAUUGAUCGCAACUACCAGAACCAUGCACAGGUCUACCAACAAAUCUACUCGCCAAACCCAUUCUCUGCGGAAACCGAUAGCACUCUCCGCAAGUACUUUGAUGAGGUGACCACCAAGAAUUUGCCAAUUCGUAAGUCGACUUCAUCCACACCAUCCAACAUCAACUUUGAGACUUAUGAUGAGUACGAAGCAGAUAAUGUCUCCCUUAUGACUGGAAUUCGUGAGCAUAAACUUUCUUUGAACGCGUUAAGCGUUUCAGAUGAUGCAUUGGAUAAGGAGAAGCCGUCAACGUCAACCAAUGGUGCAACUACAUCGCGCUCAUUCAAUGUUAGCGCCACUGAACAUGAGUGUACUAACAAGAAGAAGAGAAAUAAGAGAAUCGAAAACUUGAUGCAAUUCAUGCGACGCAUGACUUCCAAGCGUCAAUCAACCCAAUCGGCUCGUGACUAA